This is a messenger RNA of Triticum aestivum (bread wheat), 750 nucleotides long. RefSeq lists its product as uncharacterized. The transcript is spliced from 2 exons. The record is from RefSeq and is a predicted model, not a curated record. NCBI's taxonomy places the organism in Eukaryota, Viridiplantae, Streptophyta, Magnoliopsida, Poales, Poaceae. The coding region runs from base 177 to 578 and encodes 133 amino acids.
AUGGAUACUAUGGCAAAAUUGGCUACUUGACAUUCCAACUUAAAAUUACAGUAAUUCGAAUUGCUGGAAAAUUGUUAAAUACUAUUAUCGGCUCCAUUACGAUUUACGAAUUAUCUGGGUGAAAUGUCAAUAUUGCCCUCAGAACUCCAAUAUAUAAGAGCCCACACUCUGGUUGAAUGACAGGGCCACCACUCACCACAGGAGUUCUCUUCUCUUCUCUUCUACAGUACGACUGUGAGUGUGAGGCCAAGGAGAUGGAGGGGAAGAAUAGAGCAGCCGCCAUUGCUGCCCUGUGCAUGCUCCUUCUCCUCGCGCAGCCAAAGCCAUCCCAUCAGCAGCCCUCUGGAGUCAACUGCAUGUGCUACCAGCACUGCUACCCUGGGUGCAAGGAUAGGAUCUCGCCGUUGUUCUGCAAGGUCAAGUGUGCUGGUCGCUGCCCCGACGCCAUUGAUGGCCUUGCCUCCUGCUUGAUCGCCUGCGACAUGGACUCCAUCUGUGACCAGCCAGGGCCGUCAGUCGAUGUUGAGGUUUGCAGGAAUGUCUGCCACGAUAUGUGGGUGGCGGGUGGCGCCAACUAACCUUGAAGGGCUGCGAGCAGGUCGGUCAUGGGAUCAUAAACAUAUGAUGUCGAACAGCUGUGGUUGCUGCAUCAGUCAAUAAAAUGUGUUUCGCUUUGGUGCAUCACUUGUGUGAAAAUUUGUCAAUCUUCAGAUUAUCAAUGCAUGUGCAAACCCUGCUUAUUUUGAUUCA